AUGCCGCCAAACAACAUUGUUGAAGGAGAUGCAGUUCGUAGGCUCAAUUUGACUGACCCUGACAUCCAUCCAAGCAAAGGAAAAGUAUCAGAAAUAGUUUGGACCGACUUUAAUGCCAACGACGAGCGAAAAAGCUUUCGAAUGAAAAUCAACGGCAGAAGAACCAUGAAGAUCGUGAAUACACUGAGUCGGCAUUUGUCCGAGUUCUGCAAGGCCACUACCCUGCACGGUCUGAAGUAUAUCACCGAGGAAGGCCGGCACUGGUUUGAAAGGCUGCUUUGGCUACUUGGCUGUGCCGCUGGAGCAACAGCAGCCAGCAUCCUGAUCAACCUGGUGUGGUCCCAGUACAUCACGUCCCCCACCAUCACGACAGUGGAGUCAACUCACUACCCCAUCUGGAACGUCCCGUAUCCCGCCGUCACUGUCUGUAACAUAAACAAAGUUCACCUCACCAAUGCCGUACGACUUUAUGAACAAUCAGGUAUCCAGGACAAACUAGAGGAAGAUGAGUAUUAUGGAUUUGUUCAACAACUGGCUGAAAUUAUCCAACCAGAGAAAGUAAAUCAAUUUCAACACAAUAUAAGUGAACUAGAACAAACGUUACAAGAAUACAGCCUUGCUAUGGAGACACUGAUGUUGAGACUUACACAACCAUGUUCAUCUCUCAUGGUGAAGUGCAAAUGGAGAGGCGAAAUAACUCCAUGUAAUCAAUUAUUCACAAUGCAAAAGUCUGAUUCUGGAUUCUGCUGUUCUUUUAACUAUUACCCUCCAGAUGUGGAUGCUGAUACAAAUUCGUACCUUCGUGUGAAUGGAGCUGGAUAUCUCACAGGGUUAACAAUGUUGAUGGAUCCACGACUUGAGGACUAUUAUGCAGCUCUCUUUUCUUUUUAUGGAGUGCAAGUAUUGGUACAUUCCCCUCAGGAUUAUCCAGAUAUAUCAGCCCGAGGACUCAUAAUAGCACCUCAAAAAGAAGCUUUUCUCCAGAUAACAGCAGAAUCAACAUACAGCACUCCAGCUGUAAGAACACUGAAUAUAGACCAGCGCCAGUGUCUGUUUGAAGAUGAAAGUGGAGAAAACAGAAAUUUAGGAAGAGCUAGAUACUCCUAUGGAAACUGUGUAGUUUAUUGUAGAAUGGAACAUCUUAGAAAAAUAUGUAACUGUACACCAUAUUUCUAUCCUUCAACAGGAGACACCAGGCAGUGUGGGCUGCUAGAUGUUAAAUGUCUUGCUGAACACAGGCGUAUUUUCACCAAUCUCAAGCCACCCAUAUUUAUUCCUGGCCUUGUUGAUGGUCAAGAUGGCAUGAGUUGUGAUUGUCAUCCAUCCUGCACAGACAUCAACUACAGAACAGAAUUAUCUCAAGGCCAGUUCUUCAAGAGUGAAUAUGACAGGACACAUUUCUUUCAUGAAAUCAACAUAACAAAUCAUUCAAUUCUGCAUGUAUACUUCAAGGAUAUAUCAUCCAUUCGUUACAGAAGAGAAGUGGCCUACAGCUGGAAUGAUCUGCUAGCUGCAUUUGGAGGAAUUGUGGGUCUAUGCCUGGGCUGUAGCCUCCUCAGCCUAUUGGAGUUGCUUUACUUUUUCACUCUGAGGCCAGCGUGCAAGCUGCUGAAAGACAAAAGUGCAAACACUAUUCAAGAAAAGGUUUAUCCCUUUUAUAUCAGACAGUCUCAGGAUAAUUCUGUUAAAAAGAAGCCAAAAGUUAUUGUUCACAACUGGUUGCCUUAA
Messenger RNA from Schistocerca gregaria, 1728 nucleotides. RefSeq names its product sodium channel protein Nach-like. The record is from RefSeq and is a predicted model, not a curated record. NCBI's taxonomy places the organism in Eukaryota, Metazoa, Arthropoda, Insecta, Orthoptera, Acrididae. Gene Ontology annotation, biological process: sodium ion transmembrane transport. Gene Ontology annotation, cellular component: membrane. Bases 1 to 1728 code for a protein of 575 amino acids. The transcript has 11 exons. Gene Ontology annotation, molecular function: ligand-gated sodium channel activity.